Messenger RNA from Cheilinus undulatus (humphead wrasse), 2055 nucleotides. RefSeq names its product phospholipid phosphatase 1-like. The record is from RefSeq and is a predicted model, not a curated record. Gene Ontology annotation, molecular function: phosphatidate phosphatase activity. The transcript is spliced from 6 exons. The coding region runs from base 397 to 1248 and encodes 283 amino acids. NCBI's taxonomy places the organism in Eukaryota, Metazoa, Chordata, Actinopteri, Labriformes, Labridae. Gene Ontology annotation, biological process: phospholipid metabolic process; signal transduction; phospholipid dephosphorylation.
CGCGCCCGCAGCUCUCAGGUUAUGUCUCAUCUGCUGUGAGGACAGGACGGUAUUAUGAGCUGAAGAUUUCCUGCAGUGUUAUGAUGGUUUGUGAGCUGUUUAAAGGGUGAGCGGCUCCUUACAUGUGUGGUGGUGUUAGAGUAGAUUUAGCUUUAGUUCUGUGGUUUUUACUUAGAUUAUUGGAUCUUUUUUUCUUGAACCCCCCCUCGGUAGUUCUAGCCUCUCGGACAGUCCCGGAGUUGUAGUUUUGUGGCAGCACAAUGACACUGGUGUUUUUUGAUUUUGUGCUGGAAUAGCGACACAUGUUCGGCAGAUAGGCUGCUCCUAGUGUCACCCAAAAGCAGCCGAGACCGGACAUUUUUCACCAAGACAGAGAGCAGAAGAAGGAGACGCAACAUGUUUGAGGCUACAGGACUCCCUCUCAUCGUGCUGGACCUUACCUGCCUUAUCCUCGUUGGACUUCCGUUUUUCAUCCUCACCCCUCGACACAACCCUUUCAAACGAGGUUUCUUCUGUAACGAUGAGUCAAUCAGAUACCCGCUCAAAGAGGACACCAUAUCCUACCAGCUGCUGGGAGGAGUCAUGAUCCCCUUCACGCUCAUUGUGAUCAUCUGUGGUGAGUGCCUUUCUGUUUACCUGUCUCGCAUUAAGAACCAGUCUUUGGGAACAAAGUAUGUGGCCUGCGUCUACAAAGUGGUGGGUAGCUACGUGUUUGGAGCGGCUGCUAGCCAGUCUCUGACAGACAUUGCUAAAUACUCCAUUGGACGCCUGAGGCCAAACUUUUUGGCUGUGUGCAAACCGUCAUGGGACCGAAUCAACUGCAAAGCUGGUGGAUACAUCGAGAACUUCACCUGCAAUGGAGACAAGUUUCUGGUGGAUGAAGCCAGGUUGUCCUUCUUCUCCGGUCAUUCAUCCUUCUCUAUGUACUGCAUGCUCUUCCUUGUACUGUACAUUCAAGCCAGACUGAGGUCUGAGUGGGCGAGGCUCCUUCGUCCCACCAUCCAAUUUUUCCUGAUUGCGACCGCUGUGUAUGUGGGCCUUUCCAGAGUAUCAGACUAUAAACAUCACUGGAGCGACGUUCUCGCCGGCCUCUUACAAGGCGGUUUAGUAGCUGUUUUCACAGCAUUCUGUGUGUCCAAUUUUUUUGAGCAGCCGGUGGAUCCAGUGGUGUCACAGGAAGAAGAAGCCUCUCACACCAGUUUACAGGAAAACCCCUCGAAUGGGAACCACUACGGCAGCACUGAGUGAAUCUGAUGCCUCAAAGACAGUACUGUAAAGAGACUUUAAAAUUGCCAUGGAGGACCUAAAGUACACCAAAGGACUGCAUGCAAGUGCUUCUAUUUAUGCUGGCUGCCUGUUCCUAUGCAUUUCUUCAGCACAGCUUGCCCCUCAGUUAGAAGAUGCUGAAGUCUGCAGGAUUUGGCUGCUAUACCUUUUGGUGUGGUUGCUAUACUUCAGAUACAGGGAGAAAGUGCACUACAGAAGACAGCUCCUUUCCUGUACUACUAUGUAAAGAUGAUGACAUUUCUGCCAAGUUUUUAGCAAAUCCAACAUAAUAGUUUAUUUUGGAAUUAGGACACAAAAUACAUUAUGUUGGGUUUACCUUAGGACAACUUUCAUUUUACAGUGUGAGCUUGUUGAAAGUGUGGUUUUUAGUAUAUAUCGGUCUGGAGUUGCUAAUUUUAUGAAUGAAUGAAAUUCCUUAAGCUCAGAAUAUAAUGACUGUCUGUGUGCACACUGCAAGCAGGCUUGUAGAGAGCCUUGUACCUGUGAAUAAGAAAACCUGGACUGUCCUUAAAGUGGAGACUGAACUCUAAAAUAAUAUAUUUCAUGUUGAUUUUUGCCUUAGUCAGAUUGCUGCUACCUGCUAUCAUGUCCUUGAUAUUUCAUGUAUGAAAAAACAAUGCAUUGAUUUUUAAAUUAAUGUUCUUUGAUCACUUUUUUACAAUUUGUAUGAUCGUCUUUGUUUUUAUUUGUCAACAUGGAAGCUUUUAGCUACUGUUUGAAAGCAUUCUUGUUAAAAAUGAUUUGAUGAAUAAAAAGAGGCUUGUUUUA